This is a messenger RNA of Aureobasidium vineae, 279 nucleotides long. Lineage: Eukaryota; Fungi; Ascomycota; Dothideomycetes; Dothideales; Saccotheciaceae. The record is from the annotation of a GenBank genome assembly.
AUGCCUUCAGCAUUGAGGAGGAAGUUCUUCUCGUCUUCUAUUGACCCGCAAGAAGGUAGUUCCAGCUCUGCUUCGGAAAUCGGAACCACUGAGAUGCACCUCCACGAUCCAGAGAGAUAUGGGUCCCACGGAGAUUCCAAACACGCACAGGAUGAGGUGACCGCCGACCAAGCCAGCGAGGAGGUUCCUAACGAGGAUGCCCAAGCUGGUGUCACACAGGCUGAGGCCAUCACACUGUCAUGGACCAAGAGCUCCAUGAUCGCAACUUAUGCACUGUAG